Molecule: messenger RNA, 8799 nt
Organism: Trichobilharzia regenti
Lineage: Eukaryota; Metazoa; Platyhelminthes; Trematoda; Strigeidida; Schistosomatidae
Source: the annotation of a GenBank genome assembly
AUGUUCGACAUUCAACAAAAGCGGCUUUAUCCAUCAGAGCACAAUGCAGAAGAUAUCAGACGUCUUCAAACACAAGUUAGAGUAUUCAAACGAUGGGUGAAUGUGUUAUUAAAACAGGCGAAUGCCAAACAAAUCAACGAUGUACUAGAGAUAUUUACUGAUCAUGAGAAUUUGUAUAACUUAUGCAAGUAUUUGGCAAGUCAAAAAGUAACAUGCAGCAAACAAACUUUUCCCGAUCAUACACCUCAUUUGGAGCGUGCAAUUACAAUUCUUGAAAAAUUAUACGGAAAUGAAAUAGCAUCUGCAGUUCAAGCUUCACUCUCUGAAUUUACUAACAGUCCUGCAUUCGAUUCAGAUAAGCUACUUUCAGAAUACUCUCCAGAGUCGAAAACAACAGCGUUUAAUUUGCUUGUUCUCGGUCUGGAUACGCUGUGGAUCCUGAUUGUUGCUAUUCGAGCUGGGACAGGUCCAUCAACAAACUUAGUGGGAUCAAUCAGUUCAUCAGGGUCAACGAUAACUAGACGAAGUCAAAGUAUUGCUUCAACUGGUCAUUCAGCACCAGCUACACUUGUUUCAACAAGAACACCAUGUGUGGAUAGAUGGUUAAUAAGUCAAGAUAAGAGAUUACUCGCUUGGUGUGUUGCAGUGACAGAGGGCUAUCCUGGUAUCAGUAUUACCAAUUUUACACAUUCUUGGAGGGAUGGUUUGGCAUUUCUAGCCAUAGCGCAUCAAAUAAGAGGGGAAUUAUUUGCAUUUGAAUCCCGGUUAGAGAAAACAGCCAAUCAAAAUUUGUCACUUGCUUUUCAUUUAGCAACAGCAGAAUUUGCUGCACCUAGACUUCUAGAACCAGUUGACAUGCGUCCAGAGAAUGUAGAUGCACGAUCGACUGCUGUGUAUCUUUUGGAACUGCGUAAGGCAGUUGAAAGGGAUAGAAAACGUCGAUCUAGAGGUAUUCUAGAAAUACAAACGUCUGCUAUGAUUCAUGGACAGACAGGUGAAGAGCCGAAUGUGUUAGUCGAAAGUAGAUCUUCACCAACAUCAACAAGUAGUACUUCAGAGCUUACCUGGCUUGAUGAUGAAAUUGAAGGUGAUUCUGAUGAUGAUUUUGAUACGGAAGGUAAUCCGAAUCGUCUACCUGAUCCAGAUAAUUUUGAAACAAUAAUUGAAAGUACACUUGCUUGGUUAUUAGCCAUGGAAGAACAAUUUGGACAAAAUGAUCUACAAGAUGAUACGCGUAAUUUCACUAAUUAUUCAUUAAAUAAGGCUGAACAUCUACAGUCAUUGCACAAUGAAGAGGAUAAGAAUUUCAUUGCACGUCUUCAGAAAGCCAAUUCAACUGAAACUAAACUAAUGCAUGCUGGUAUCCUGAAAAAUAUUGAUGAAGCCAGAGAUCGAUUUGAAACACAUGAGGAUUUGACAGCGCAUUUAUCACGUCGCCAAAUGGCUGUUGGUCGUUGUCUGCGUCUUGGGAAUCGUUUAAUAAAAAUACAUGAAAAUUUAGGCAAUAUUUUAAAAGCUAAUGGAAGUGAAGCAGGUGUUAAAUGUACCCACAAUGGUAGUGGUGGUUGUGGUGAAGAAAAUGAUGCUAAUAGUGAUGAAGAGAAGCAAAGACAACUACAGCUACAACAAAAAUUACGUGAAUUAGACCCUCUUGUAAUUCAAAGGCAAACUGUUCUUCUGGCGACAAGGUGGAAUAAUUUGUGUCGUUUAAACUCCGCAAUAGGCAAACGUAUAACUGCCAAUCUGCUAAGACGACAAACUAUGCUUUUGAGUGCCAUACGCAUUCAACUUGAUAAGCUGGAAAGCGAACAGAACACUCAAGCAAGUCAAUCGAUUGGUCCAUCGAUUACUGAUGUAAAGAAACAACUUGAAGCUAAUCGACAUCUGGAACAAUUAAUUGAAUCCGGUGAAGCUUUAGCUGAACGCUUAGACAACUUCAUAACUAUAGUUCCACAAAAAACAACUGAUAAUGAUGAAAAUUAUGUAAAUGAACGUGGAUUAGAAAAUGUGAUAGCUGAAUUGGCUACACGAUGGAGUCGUUUAGUUGGUUGGGUGAAUACACGUUAUGCUUCCUUACAGAAUGCUUUAUUACACUGGAGACAUUUUGAAGAAGAAGCAAGUGUUUUAUCAGACUGGUUAGAUGAACGUACAGAAGAAGUGAACAAAAUGUUAGUCAAUAUUCUUCCAUCAGUUACAACUAAUUCAAAGGAAUUUAUUGCCACCUCACAUUCACGUCACAGUUCACUUGGUAAUGAUGUGGAGAUGAUGCAUGAACAAAAAUUGUCGAAUUAUAAAUUUCUCGAAAGAGCUGGAUCCAGUGGCAGUUCAGUUAUGGAAACACAGGAUAGCAUGGAAAGAAUCACCGUAUCUAAGGAUAACUUAAAUCGUGACAGUUUACAGAUGAUUUUGACUCAAAAUGAUGCUGAAAUGGAAGCAAUUGAUGCCUGCUUAUCACCACACGAAUCUCGUUGGGCACAAUUAUUGGCUAGCUUGGAUCGUCGAGCACAAGCAAUACGUGAAGCUUGUGGUGACACAGAUAGUGUUAGCCGUUUAGUUGAAAAAAUAGUUGACCAGUUAGUAUCACGUUGGAGUCAACUACGGGAUCCUCAAAUCAACUGUGAAGAUUGGCCUGAGAAAGAUUUAAAAGAUGUUGAAAAAUAUGUUGAUUCUACAACUAGAACAGGCCUAUUGAGCAAUAUUCCAAAUCACUCAUUGACAAAAUCUGAACAGAACUCACAAUCAGAAACUAAACGAACGGCUGAAGGUCACCUUGUACUUCCCAAAGCGACAAAAAUGUCACGUUUCGAUAUGCAACCGCCACCAUCGCCAACUGGUUAUCGGGCAGAGUUUGAAGCUAAAGCUGAAGAACUGUUAAAUUGGUUGGAUAACAGCGCUGAAAUAUUAGAGUUAAUUACAAUGGAUAAACGUCGUGCCCUUGAAGCAAGUGGACAAGCUCAGGCUUUAGGUCGGCAUGUUAUAUCUACCCGUCCUGGUAAAGACAAUAAUAAUGAGGAUGAGGAUGAUGAUGAUGACGCCAUCCACGUGAUCAAUCGUGUAACCAAUGAACUUGACGACUGGCGAAACAUUAAACAACGUGUUCUACUAUUAGGAGAACAAUAUCGAGAGGAAUUAUCUCAAGCCGGUGAAAAUAUCGAAGAACUGGACCAACUAUUCGAUGAGGUUGAAGAAAGAUGGAGUUACCUUGAUAAAUUGCUUGUGGAAGCCAAUCGCCAGGUCCGGAUUACAAAUCAGAGUGCUGAGUUUCAGCAAGAGGCAGCCAAAAUACAUGCGUUAUUAUCUCAAUCACAAGAAGAUUCAGUAGAAAGGAAUUUCAAUGAUAUACAAGAAAACGAAGAGAAACGAACAAACACCGCAGAUUCGAAGUCAUUAUCUAGCGAACUUAAGUUCCAUUCAAACAGUGAUUUAGACUUCAGUAGCACAGACAUCGGUCAGAGAUUGGAGGAAAUCACAAUAUUACUAAGUCAGGCAAAAGAAGUUAUUUCACAGCCUAUAAGUAUUCGCCACCCUGAAGAUGCAGAUGAACAAUUAGGAAAUUUAAAUAAAAUGCUGAAAGAUUUUGAAGCAACAGCACAAUUUCUAGUCAGCUUAGAAGUCAAUUCAUCAAGUCAGUUGGACUGUGUCAGUUGGAGUGAAAAAGUUAAAGAAUUACGAGAACAAUAUGAAACUGUCUGCACAGAUUUGACUGAACGUAUUAAUUUCCUACAAGAUUUAUCAGAACAACAUGAAUUAUUUUUGAACCAAUUUGAAGGAAUUGAAAAGUGGCUCGCAGAUAUGACAGAUUACUUGGAUUCCGUAUCACGAGCCCAUUUACCGUCAGUUCCAGUUAUUCAGGCACAAUUGCAGGAGAGCUGUGAAGCCUUGAAUGAUAUGAAAACACUGAAACCAACUUUACAAAAAGUCGAUGAAGUGGCACAAAGACUGUUGGAGUAUUUUAGUCCCACUUAUGCUGAAUUGACGACCAAUCGUCUUCAAUCUCUACACGAUGACUGGAAUGAGGUGAAAACUUUGACAAAGUCCAACAGAGAUCAUUUGAGGGCUAAAUUAGCUGAAGCAAACAGUACAGCUGCAGUGAACAGAAAUCAAGAUGUUACUGGAACUGUCCCAUUGUCGACUAACUCAGCUAAUCAAGAGACACUGAGUAAAAAUGACCCGGAUGACAAUCACAAUACCGUUCCUGCUACUACUAAUAAUGCUGAGGACAAAAACAAUGACAGUAAUGAUCAUAGGUAUAAUGGUAAUACUUCAUCAUCAGUACCUACCACUGAGGUCACGGAGACCGCCAUUGACCCAGUAGGAUUAUCUCCAGCCACCAAAACUAUCACUGCACCAAAUACUGUACAUGUGGAUAUAGAAGCGCUUGAAGACUGGAUGCUUCAGUCCAAAGACCAAUUAUCCCACUUUGCAGUUAUAAGUGAUCCAGGAGAUUUGAAGAAACUGGAGAAUGUUAUCAAGGUGAUCGGUGAUAAAAUUACGGAGAAUCGACCUGUUUUAGCUGCAAUCGACACAUGCAAUGCAGUCAAUUUAAAGGGUCAGUCAAUUCUAGAUACUGACGCUUUGUUGACAAAAGCACAUUUUGCCGAUUUGGAGUCCGCUGUCGCAGCUGAAAGAGAACGUUUAAUGGCAGCAGUUUAUCACUUAGAUGACUUUAAAACUGUAUUAAAUAGUGAAAAACGAUGGUUUGAAACUGUUCGUACAAUAAAUGAUCGUAUUAAAGGUAGUAACUAUUCUGACCUUAGUGAGAUCGCUGAUGACUUAGAAUCAGUUGACAGACUGUCACGAGAGCAUACAAUUGAUGAUGAAGAACGAUUGAAUAAACUGGCCAAUUCAUUAAAUGAAUCACGUGUUAUGGGGAGUGUAAUACUCAAAGAACUUGAAAAGUAUAAAACAGAAUUAACCUUAAUUAAAGUUGAAAUUAAUUCAACGACAACUUAUCUUAAAGGACUCCUCAGUCAGUUACGCUCAUUUGAAGAUCGUGUUAUAGAAAAUGAAAGUAAUCUACUAAACAUUGAAAAUGAUAUUGAAAAUUGCUUGAACAAUGGACAUUUCGACAGUGAUAUUGUUGUAUUAUCGGAUAAAUGGCAAAUGCAUAUAAAGAAUACAAAUAAUUUAAUUAAAGAAAUGGAUGAAAAUAUUAAGUUUAAAUCAUUAGAGCCAGAAAAUGAAUGCCUGGUUCGUCGUUUAAAGGCAUAUAAAGCCCAGCUUCAGGAACGUGUUGCGCCUUUAAGUAGGCUAAUGUCACAGUUAUCCAGUUCAUCUGACCAUCAAGCACGUUUAAAUAAGCUGUGCAUGGAAAUAAAGCAAAUAGAAAGUAAAAUUUGUACACUGGAUGUUAUCUCUGUAGACCCAGAGGAUAUUAAAGCAGCAGUCAAUAGUGGAAGAACAAUGCUUGCAGCACUGAAUGAACUAAAAACUGAUUUACUGAACAUAAUGGAUAAUGGGGAUUCUAUAUAUGACGAUGAGACAAGUGUGCUAACAGCAAAGGCAAACAACGAAUUAAGUAUGCUGUCUGAUAAACACAAUCAAUUGGUUAUGCGAAUCCUAUCAGCUUUGGAACGUUUAGAUAAAGCUUUACCACUGAUCGAAGAAUUGGAAAGUUUAAUGUCACAAAUAAACGACAAUUUGCUGAGUGUUGAGGAAGUAACUGACUACCUAGAAACAGCAGACUGUCCAAUUUCAAGAAAAGAUUUAUUACAGAAAAUUUAUAUGAAAUUAACACGAUUAUGCCAAGAGAAUGGUACAGUCUGGCAAAUUCGACAAGUAGCAAGUAAACUACGAUCAUUGACGCCAGCAGACAAACCAGAAUUAACUGUUGAUUUGUUCAAUGAAAUUGAAGAUCAUUUGCGCAAAGUUAUUAUGGCUAAAGAAAUCUUUCAAUCACAGAUAGAAGAAGCAGAAAAAGACACAAAACAAGAUGAACUAUUUGAUACUACCACAACAAAUCAGCUGAAAUUGAGAGAUAUCUCUACACCAGAAUUUAUUGAUAAACUCUCGAUUGAAGUCUACUCAGACGCUAUGUUGAAGAAAUCUUCACAUGAUAACUUGUUAUCAAUUAAUCGAUUAACUGAUAAUCUUCUGAAAUCUGACAGCCAAAUAUCCUCAACAGUAAGAAAUUUAGCCUGUGAAAUACGCAUACAUUUCAAUGGAAUCUUGAGUUUUAAUCAUUAUUGUUUGGGAUCCAGUAUGCAAUUACCUUCAGACACAAAUGAUGAGUAUUUUUCAUCACAGAAGGUUAUCUUAGAAACGUCAAUAUCUGAAAGAAAAACCUUGUUACAGACGUAUUUCAAAUUUACACAAUCUUUAUUUGCACAACAAAGAUUGUACCUAGAAACACGAUUAAGGGAUUUAAUUGUCACAUGUGGUAACAGUGAUUCGUCUGAUCGACUUGAAGAUUUGUUAAAUCUGCAGAGCUUAUGGUAUGAAACAAAUGAAAAAUUCAGUAAAAAAUUUGAGGAAAUGACCUUAUUGGAGAAACAGCUCAGUAUGAUUCAGCAACUAUUUAUUGAUUAUGCGAAAACUCCAACAACUGAUCUGUAUGGUCAGUGCUUAGAAAUUAUCAAUGAACUGGAGAAGAAAUAUGGUUGGCGAUUGACAGCAGAUAGAGAACGAUUAAAGCACAACAACACUAGUGAUGGUGUAGACAUGAGUCUAACUGAUUUAAAAAAUAAAUUUAUCACUGGUGACCAUGUGUUCGAUGAAACUCUAUUAAAUGCUUAUGAAAAACAAUUACAAUGUACCAAUCGUUUAUUGAAUUGUAUACAGAAUGAUUUGGGUCGGUGUCGUGAUGCUUUGACUUCACAGAUUGGUGCCAGUAUGGAUACUUUGGAAGGUGAACUACACGCUUGUAGUAAAUCGUUGACAGACUCGGCGAGAAUUCUCAAGGAGAUUAAUGACAAUGAGGUACAGUCUGUGAAGGGAAAAAGUCAAGAUGAUCCGCUGUGCCAAGGUGAUGCUAAUGUCAGUGUACAAGAUAACGAUGAAAUGGUUUGGCUUAAAGUUUUACUCUCAACUCAAAAAAGUAGACUGGAUAGUUAUAUAAAAGAAUACGAAUUAAACAGAAAUGAUUGGUUCAAUCGUUACCAAAUGUGGCAGUCGUUCAAUGCUCGACUGAUGGAUUUGAAAACAACAACUAACAAUCUGUUGAACUUGCAAAAUGAAGACAAGAAAAUCGAUAUGUCAAGUAUUGAGAAUAAAAUUAAAGACACAUGUCUGGAAUUCUCAUUAUUACGACAACAUAGUUCAAAGUUGAUGGGUAUGAAUUCAUCUCGUAUAAAAGGACCAAUUAAACAACAUUCUCUACCAUCUAGCAAUAAUAAUCCAUCUUCAACAGCAACAAUAACACCAACAACAAAAGAAGAUAUGCCUGUUAGUAAUUUAGAGAAUGAAACAGUCGACUUUACACCAAUAGAUAGACAUUAUAAAGAUAAACCGCCAUCAGUUCCUCCACGUCGACACAGUCUUUACCGAGGAAACAAUAUUCAAUCGAUAGAGCAAGAUCAUGAAUUUGUGAGAUAUGAAAUGAACAGACUGGAAAAUGAACUACUUAGUUUAUGCCGUAAAUAUGGAACGCCAAAUUAUGUUACAGCAAAUAUGACAACAAGAAAUCCAACUGCACUCAAUUAUCCAGAUAAAUCAGUAAAUCAGUUCAACCAGUCGCAAAAGAUGUCCAGCAGCAAACCAUCUAAUGAAAACAGUCAAAAAGUAUACAGUCAAGUGUUCGCUGUCAAAGAAAUUCCACUUAAUGCUGACUUGACAACCAGUUCUUCAGUGAGACCAAUAAAGCACCAGACAAUGAAUUCCGAUGAUAUACGAACAUGUUUGACAGGAUUAAGUGAAUCUAUUGACUGGUUCAUUCAUGAAUCUUAUCUGGUACCUAUAAAUGUAGUUGAGUGUAUUGAAAGUGGGACGACAGUAGAUUACUAUAUGGAUCAUCGCUUCUGGUGCAUAUUAUCACGCAGUAGUUCGCCUGUGGACAAUGAUGGAUCAAAUGAGAAUAUAAUUGAAGUUAACGCUAAUUUUGUGCAAAUAAAGCUUCGGGAACUGGAUAAUAUUGAAUCAAAAUCACUGGAAUGGAAGAAUUGUAUGAAUGUGUUUUGUGAUAAGGCUAAAUCACUACUCAAAACAGGUUACGAUAGUAGCAGCAGUAGCAGUAGUAAUACAAGAGCAGAAUUAUUGUUAAAUCAAAGUGUCGAUUUGAAUAGAUUAGAAGACACGUGUUCUAAAGCAGAAAAUGUUUUAAGUUUAGCCUUUAUGUCGCUACGCAGAUACAGAGAAAUUCUGCAUACCUUUAAGACAAAUCUAGCUAAAUUUGAAGGAUGUCUACGACAAAUUGAAUUGAUCAAAAACUCUGUUGACGAUCCAGAUCAAACUGUUCAAGAUUUAAGUGUAGGCGAAUGGUUGAAAAGUCUGUGCCAACAAACUAUUCCACACAAAUCGAAACGUGAUGGACUUGCAACAAAUGAAUAUAUCAAAGAAUUAGAUCCACAGUAUGGUAAACUGGGCAUACAAUUAGUAUUACUGGGAAAUCUUUGGAAGAAUGCUCAGAGUCAUUUGUAUGAAUUAAACAAACUUAAUCAUGGUUCACUGAGAUUUGUAUACUCGGCGUCAAUUCACAAUUAUGUUCAAGAGAUAUUAAAUGAAUGGGAUAAUUUGAGUAGUCUGCUACAACUGUCAUCAGAAUCACAGUCUACAGGUGGGGUGUCAUCAGUAAAUGCUCUAGAAAAUUAUCCUCUAAAGACUGAAAUUUCAACAAACACUGGAUCUGUACUGGGAAUCCGAUGA